Messenger RNA from Alligator sinensis (Chinese alligator), 1307 nucleotides. RefSeq lists its product as uncharacterized. Bases 1 to 648 code for a protein of 215 amino acids. The transcript has 5 exons. NCBI's taxonomy places the organism in Eukaryota, Metazoa, Chordata, Crocodylia, Alligatoridae. The record is from RefSeq and is a predicted model, not a curated record. Gene Ontology annotation, molecular function: nucleic acid binding.
AUGUCUCCCAGGGGACCCCAUGCCACCCCACUGGUGAUGUUCCUGAUGCUGACCCUGAUGUCUUCCUGGAUGACCGUGGACGACAGGGAGUCACAAUACCAGGCGUUCCAGAGGCAGCACAUUGAUGAGCCCUCACACCCGCCAUUCAAUGAUGUCUACUGCAGCACGAGAAUGAAAUGCCAGUCGAUGACCACUCCUACAUGCAAGUCCUUCAACACCUUCAUCCAUGCAGAUUCAUCAACUCAGGAUUUCAAAGUCCAAAUAACUCUGACUUGCGAUCUCCCAGUCCAACCCUCAGAUCUCCAGAUUUUCCCAGCUGGUGCAGGGACAUUGCAGAAUGGCUGGGACUUGAGCCCCCAGAUCCUGAACCCCAAAACAACACCCUCACUGCAAGGCCAUCUUCCACCUGCUGGUUGCCAUCAGAGGAGGCUCGACUUAGGAAGGAGAGCAAGUCCUGGCCCAGUGCAGAGAACCAUGGCCAUGAGCAGUGUGGUGCCCCUGGUGGCUGGUGGCGUACGGCUGCACUGGCGGUGGUGGGAGCGCGGCAGCAGAAGCCUAGUGGCGGACCCAGAGACUCACCCUCCGUGUCCCCUGAUUGACCCCUUGGGUCACCUGGAGGGGGAUAAAAGGGGCAGCGCGGCUGACUGAGGGGAGACCAGCGAGAGACCAGGAGGAAGAAGUUUCAAAGAGCUGGCAAGAGCUGGGCCAGCAGGGCAGGAGCAGUUGCCCCAGAAGAGCCUGAAGGAGUGGGACCUGCAGGUGGCAGUUGGAGCCUCAGCAGCGCGGCGUGCGGCCGGCAGGAGAGGCUCCCGCUGAGCUCCAGGAUCCCCUAUGAGAGGCUGCGGCCAGCAGGAGAGGCUCCCCAGCUCCAGCAAGGAUCUGAGCAGCGACCUGAGAGGUUCCCAGCUCUGCCUCCAGCUCCUGCAAUAAGAGGCCAGGCAGCUCGUCAUGAGGCUGGGGCUCCGGGAAGGUCAAGACCCCUAGCAGCUUAGAGUAGUGCCAGCCCUGGAGGUUGUGUGGUAGGGUUUCUUCCUACCAUGUGGGAGGUCUGAGUUCAAAUCUCAGCUGGGAUGAAUGAAGUAACAGGGAGAAAUUCUUGUUGCAGUGGAAAAGGGUCUUUGUGUUCUUCCCCCUCCACGUACCUAGGCCCUAUAGUCCUUGUUAUUUGACACUUUGUAUUUUGUACCUUUUAUAUUUCCCCAACCAGUAUUGUUUGUUCUGCUGUUUGUGUUUUAUAUUUUGUUAAACCUGUCUUUUGUCAAUGAUUGUAAGUGUCUACCUUUGUUGAAUCCUGCCCCCUCGGGGAG